Messenger RNA from Exserohilum turcica Et28A, 2403 nucleotides. RefSeq lists its product as uncharacterized. Gene Ontology annotation, cellular component: nucleus. Bases 1 to 2403 code for a protein of 800 amino acids. The record is from RefSeq and is a predicted model, not a curated record. The transcript is spliced from 6 exons. Lineage: Eukaryota; Fungi; Ascomycota; Dothideomycetes; Pleosporales; Pleosporaceae.
AUGGCCCCCGAUGCAGACGCAGACGCGCAGGCCCAAGCCGACGGCAGUGGCGGUGCCAUUAAUGAACCGCUGGUCCUAGACUUUCCAACCAUGUUCGAUGGCGCUGACCCCAAUACGAAUGGUGCCCCUCUUUCACCCGUUAUUAGCUUGGUCGAUCUCGAGCGAAGAACAAGUUGGCUCUCGGAUGACGAUGAUUGUGCCCCAGCGCCGCAAAUUGAAUUUGCAAGACGAGAGAUUCAUAUCCCUUCUCGUACCAGCUCCACCACCCCUCAGGCCAUACAACAUCGUGUUGAGUUACAAAGGCGAUUGAGCCAGGACCCAACAUCGCCCAUUCGCUCACAGACACCAGUCUUUCAGACGAGUCCCACCAAGCGCUCACAGACACCAAUUCCUCAAACUAGUCCCGUAAAGCGUUCACAGGCGCCAAACCCCCACACACCAAAGAACUCCCAAACACCAGUGGAGACUGCGCCUCCAACCAUGCGGUCUUCAGCCGAUUCAGUAAUCUCUUAUCAAUCUACGACACCAUCUGUCGCAACGCAUAGGCUUGGACCGCUACAGCAAAAGGGCGGAACCCUUGAGGAGGGCGACAGACUCUCUCCGUUGCUAGAAGACGACUCAAACUCGUUCGAUCUGGUCUGUGCACCGAUCGAGAAUGGAUCAAACCAUUUCUCGCUCGAGGACAGGUCUGAACAGCUAUUUUCAAAAGAGCACCUGCAAGCCAUCUUCGCCGAUACCGCGUCCUUGCUCCGAUUCACAUCAUUCCUCGGUACCUACCGACCCAAUUCAGUCCCUACACUGGUCUACUACCUUGACGCAUUGAAAGCGCUGCGAGCCAUCAACUAUGCAAACGCUGUCGCUGAAGCGCUAGAGCCCAUCAACAACUUGGGUUUUACCGAGACCCCCGUGCGAGCUACCGUUAAUGCGAACCUAGAGGAGAAGGCGGAACAGGCCUUUGAUGUCCUGGUCCGGGACGACUUACCAGCCUUCAUUACGCACGUCUUCGUUCAGGUAGCGAGCGUCAGCAUCUCAAAGAGAGUCACGGGCAACCUGCCUCCCAUACUGCGCGAAGCUAGUGAAGGGCUGGCAGAAGUGUUUUGUCUGACGGACCCGUCGAGGACCGACAACCCAAUCAUCUUUGCCUCCGAAGAGUUUCACCGCACAACCCAGUAUGGUGUUGGAUAUGCGAUUGGCCGCAACUGUCGCUUUCUCCAAGGCCCCAGAACGAACCGUUACUCUGUAGCUCGUUUUGCAAAGGCUAUUAAAGAAGGCAGAGACCAUAAUGAAGUCUUUCUGAACUAUCGCCGCGAUGGCUCUCCAUUCAUGAACCUUCUCAUGGUAGCGCCUCUACUAGACUCGCGGGGAACACUCCGUUACCACAUUGGCGCGCAGAUUGACGUCACUGGUCUUGCAAAAGACGCCACAGAUCUUGAGGCAUUUCAGCGCAUGAUGCAACAAGAUGAAGAGGAGACAAACAAGGACGAAUCAAAAGAAGAAUUCAAGGCACUCUGUGAGAUGUUUAACCACACUGAACUGGAAACCGUGCGCCGGUUUGGUGGCAACAUGCACAGGGAACAUUUGGAAGAGAAGGAUGAGGCUAGCAUGAAUCACAAGCCCAGAGUGCUCAUCCAGGAUCAGUCUACGUUUGAUAUUUUCAAGCCCGAGAAACAAACAAACGCAGCUGAUGGGCGCCUUUCUGGCCCAUACAAACACUAUCUCAUUGUCCGUCCAGCACCCUCUCUACGAAUUCUCUUCACAUCUCCAUCGCUUCGCGUUCCCGGCAUACUCCAAUCCCGUUUUCUGGACCGAAUCGGUGGCAGUAGCCGUGUCCGUGAUUCUCUUGGUGACGCCCUCACAGAUGGCUCACGCGGUGUCACUGCCAAGAUCCGUUGGUUGACGCAUCCAGUCGCAGACCUGGAGGACGCGACGGAUGAAGGCCGGCCCCGUUGGAUACACUGCACUCCUCUCCUUGGCCAGAAUGGAGCUGUAGGUGUGUGGAUGGUAGUCCUCGUGGACGAGAAAGACCAUGUACAAGCAAGUCGCCGCUUUCGUCAGGCCCCGCCAAUUCCCAACGACAUUCGCGGCCAUUCUCUUGCAAACUCUCCAUUUCCACGCAACAAUACGCGGCUGAGUGAUUAUUCCGAAGACAACAAUAGUUUGUACCCUUCUCGAACGGCCUCCCCGUAUAGCAAUGGUCAGAGUAACGGAAACGGAAACGGAAACGGCUAUAGCAAUGGCAAUGGCAUAGCCCGGAUGUCUGCCAUGGAAAACCUGCGCCGACCAGUGACACCUCGCAGAGGGCAGAGUCCACUGACUUUUGAUCAGCGGUCGCCAAACUCUGGGAAGUCAUCUGUCAAGGAUAUCGUCAACGGGCACACUAGUGUUGAUUCUUUCCGCAUCUGA